AUGAGCGGCGCGGCACUAUGCGCGAACAGCUGCGGCUUCUUCGGCAGUCCAACGACCGACAACCUCUGCUCCAUGUGCUACAAGCGGCAGCAGAAGCUCGAAGCCAUGGCCUUCGAUGAAACCGUCAUGUCCGGGCUCGCGCCGCUGAAGCUGACAACAGACACCGGAGGCCAGGAGCAGACGCGCGAGGAAACGAGCCUGUGCCCCAACGCCUGUGGCUUUUUCGGCAGCACGGCGACCGGCAACCUCUGCUCCAAGUGCUAUAGCAGCUGCAAGCAGCGCCGCGAUGCGGUGGCCUUCGAUGAAGCUGUCAUGUCCGGCCUCGCGCCGCUCAAGUUGAGGAAGGCGCAGCUUUAUACCGGAGGUGAGGAGGAGACGACGCCCGAGGAAACCAAGAACCGGUGCGUGGAGUGCCGGAAGAAGCUGGGGCUGCUAGGCUUCACGUGCCGCUGCGGUGGCACAUACUGCGGCAGGCACCGCCAUGACGGCGGCCACGAGUGCUGGUUCGACUACAAAGCGGCCGGCCGGAAGCAAAUCGCGUCCCAGAACCCGCUUGUCGUGGCGCCCAAGGUCACGAGGAUUUGA
Messenger RNA from Lolium perenne, 585 nucleotides. RefSeq names its product zinc finger A20 and AN1 domain-containing stress-associated protein 6-like. Lineage: Eukaryota; Viridiplantae; Streptophyta; Magnoliopsida; Poales; Poaceae. Gene Ontology annotation, molecular function: zinc ion binding; DNA binding. The record is from RefSeq and is a predicted model, not a curated record.